Messenger RNA from Anopheles stephensi (Asian malaria mosquito), 2359 nucleotides. RefSeq lists its product as uncharacterized. The coding region runs from base 136 to 1563 and encodes 475 amino acids. The transcript has 5 exons. Lineage: Eukaryota; Metazoa; Arthropoda; Insecta; Diptera; Culicidae. The record is from RefSeq and is a predicted model, not a curated record.
CGACUGACAGCCGUUUUUGUUUACAAACAACUUCUUUUUCCAUAGCAACGCGCGCGCGUUCGGAUCUUCUUUUCCCCUAAAAACAUGCUUCGCCACACCAGAACCGAUCGAUAACCAAGAGAACCCUUUUUGGAGAUGCUGAAGCGGAAAUGGAGCAACAAGCAAUACUGUGGCGAUGUCGAAUCGGAUCCAUUCGAUUUUGUCUACCGGGGCAGUGUGUUUGAUCCGUUCGAGGAAUCGAACAGGGUACCGUCGGUGAAGGAACACCUGUACAACAGCAGCAGCACGGCAAGCGAUACGGAGGAGCUCAUCGAGGACAUACAGUUGCCCGCCCACCGGCUUUCGGCGAAGGUGCGGCAACAGUAUCUCUACUAUCUGGACCGAGUGCUGCGCAAGAACUAUCACACGUGGUUAGCGUCGUACAGCAACAACCACAACGAUAAUCCGUUCAGUGACGAUGAACUGCGCCAGUGUGCCGAAACUAUCGAGAUGCGAGCGGUGCAAGCUUGUAUGAUUACGUCUCUCUAUCGUAAUUUUAUCCUGCAGAAGAUAGGAGAAAUCCGGAAGCAAACGACCCUCGGGCUGAUUCAUCCCAAUAUCACCGACGUAAAGUUCAAACCUGCAUUCAUGAAACGAGAACAGUGUCACGUUGGUGUACAGACGGACCCAGACACAGCGCCCUAUGUUCCCAUCCAGCACAGCUCACUAGCAGCUGUUCCGGAAAUAAGUUUGGAGGAAAAAAUGCAAAUAUUCGAACGAAACAAAAUCAUGCCGGAAGAAUCGAUACAUCAUCUAGUAGCCCACGAAGCAGGUGAUGGGAACGUAUCGUCUGAAUGCACCGUUCCAGUACAAAAAUCGAAACCGAUGCCAAAACCGAUCGAUCCCUUCGAACACCCCGUAUCGGAAAGUAAACGGCCCCGUAACGAAGCAAUGGAUGAUGAAAUUCUCCGAGAACUGCAAGCCAUGUUUGAGCCAUCCGAUGACGAAACGAACAUAUUCGGUGCACAAGAAACACCCUCCGUUGAACCACUUCAAGAUGGACAGCAGCAUGGCGGUCCACCGGCCGUGUCGUCCAGUCCGCAGAUCGAUCGGAAGAUUCUGGUGCCGGUUGCGCCUCCGGCCGAACCGCCCGAUUUGCGCUGUAGUAUGUGGCCGUGCGAGUUGCACAUGCAGCGAAUGAAGCUACGCAAUUUGCUGGUGAAAAUUGCGGAAGAUGACUACCGCCGGUAUGAGCGGCUCGUACAGUCCGAGUUCGUAGCGCUGUUUGGGGCAGACGAUGGAGAGGAACAGGAUCUCGGACCGUACAGUCCAUCGAUCGAGCUGAACGAGGUGCUGGUGUCUAGCUGCCGGCAGCGGAUAGCCAAGUGGGUAGUGCAAGCGCUGAUGCGCCCGUUAAACGAUGGCCUCAUAGCUAAUAGGUUUCUGUUCAAGAAGCUUGCCAAGCGGCUAGCGGACGGUAUAAUCUACCAGAAUCAAUACCCCGACAAAAAAUUCAUCCGGAACUAUGUAAACGAUUACUUCUGCGCUCACGCACAAAUUAACAGUAUCGACGAUAUAACCUAGUUCGAAAAUGCUGCGCCACCUGAGCACCUGGGCAAUAAACGAACAAAUUCCACCCACACAAAGCCAACGGUUUCGAUUCACUUGCACUGGGUAGUACAAUUUUUAUUGACACAUAAGUGCACAAACACGAAAGACACUAUAAAACACACAUAUCGAACAGACAGACAGGUUGUUUCGAUGGUUGCCUAGGACACAUGGAUCAUGCUUCUGCCAGAAAUUGCCGCACACUCCGUGAAGCUUCUUCGCUGUUCCGUUGCUAUGGUAACGAACGCUCGGGAGGCUUGCGUGACCGGUCCUGGAAAAUACGCCAGUCUCUCCGACUGCUAUUUGGAGUUCGAAUAGACACUCCCCCUACGCUGAAUGGACCGGCCGGCUGGAGAGCUGAAUGUUGGAACUCGUUUGUGUUGCACACAGCAGUCGCCGGUACGAAGCACGCCCUGGGCCCAGUUCAGGUGUGAACCAUGUCAAGCAUCAAUUCGUCUUCCGGAAGGACCAACUCUUGCCGUUUCACACUAAACGUGGCUCCGUACCGGGCUGAGGGGGGGGCAAACAAAAGCCACACUGUCCGAUACGCUUGUUCCCGGGAUGCCAAGGUGGUCAGUGUGCUGCUCUUAUCUUGCCCGAAUCAGGUGCCAUUCGUUACCAUCGGGAGGGAACAGCGCGACCGGAUCACCGUUGGAAGGUUGUUUAACUUUAAAAGAGUUUAAGCUAAGCCAACAAAUAAGAACAAUCGGAUGGUGUGUGCGACAAGCAUACAAGGAUAAGACACUGGUCACCAACGCGACACACACACACA